Aureobasidium namibiae CBS 147.97 is the source of this 2985-nucleotide messenger RNA. RefSeq lists its product as uncharacterized. Lineage: Eukaryota; Fungi; Ascomycota; Dothideomycetes; Dothideales; Saccotheciaceae. Gene Ontology annotation, biological process: septin ring organization; establishment of cell polarity. The transcript is spliced from 2 exons. Gene Ontology annotation, cellular component: nucleus; division septum; mating projection tip. Gene Ontology annotation, molecular function: guanyl-nucleotide exchange factor activity; protein binding. Bases 1 to 2985 code for a protein of 994 amino acids. The record is from RefSeq and is a predicted model, not a curated record.
AUGCCUUCCGCAACCUCGCCGCUGGUCCAGUCUCAGAACCAUACCCACUCCUCGCAUUCUAUACACUCGGUUCUGUCUAGGAACUCGGACACUACUCAAGGCACAUCGACGUCCACCCUAUUCAACGUGCCGCCGACGCCUUCGCUUUCACCCGCUCCUUCUACCGUCCCGGGAAAUGUCGAGCCGUCUGGCAAUGUCAUGAACAAGGUUGCCGACAAGGAUGCUUCCCUGUUCCAAAUGUGCAUCACCUUGCGCCAACGUCUCCUGGCGGUCCCUGGCUUCGAUGACUACUUCUUGGAAACAGAACAACAGCAUGACGAUCUCGACGUUGUUCAGCUGAUCUGGAAGACCUUCCAGCUUGGCUAUCCGCUCGUCUCCCUAUACAACAUCCUGCGACCCGAUCAACCUGUUGAAGUCGAUGUCUCCAAAAUCAGCGUUGCCAAACAAGGAAAGGCCCUCACAUCGAGUUUCUUGCGCGGUUGCAUCAACGGUCUCAACUUUUCAGUAGAAGACUGUUUCAUUCUCUACGAUCUCUACCAGGAUGACAUUGGUGGCUUUGUCAAGGUCGUAAGAAUGGUUUCAAGAUUGCUCGAUAUAAUGGUACAGCAACACAUCAUUGAAGACCUUCGCCCGGAUCAAAUUGCCGCACACUCUGGCAAACGCAGUCAGCGACAACACAUUGUCGAAGAACUGGUUCAAACCGAAAGAACAUACGUGCAGCAUCUUGAACUCUUACAGGCUUUCAAGCAGCUCUGCGAAAGCAAAGGUGUCGUUUCGGGCGAUGUGAGCCAUCAGAUCUUCCACAACCUUGACAAACUUCUCAACUUCCAACGUCGUUUCCUUAUCAAGGUCGAGCAGACCAACGCUAUGCCAGAGGACGAGCAAAACUGGGGGAAGAUCUUCAUCCAGCAAAACGAGGGUUUCAUGGUGUACGAACCAUAUAUCGCCAACCAGAAGCUCUGUGAAGAGGUUGUCAUGAGAGAAUUUGCCAAGCUCAAGGAAGCUGGUGGCACUAUUGACAUGCGCCAGCUUGUCGAAUCUCCUCCAACCCUGUACGGCUUUCUGAUGAAGCCUUUCCAGAGACUGUCCAAGUAUCCACUGUUGCUUGAUUCCUUGUACCAGAAGGGUGACUACAGCGAGGAGAUCAAGGCUGAUCUCUUCAAGGGCAAGGAGUGUGCAACAACUGUUCUGACCCGCACAAACACUGCCAUCGAAAAUGAAGACAGACUCGAAGCCCUGGAAGACCUGAAGAGUCGUGUUGAAGACUGGAAGGGCCAUCGGGUCACAGGCUUCGGUAGUCUUCUUCUAUUCGGCAGCUACACUGUUAUAAAGAGCGACAGUGCACCAGGAAAGGAUCAGGAACGAGAGUACCACGUCUACUUCUUCGAAUCGAUUCUGUUGUGUUGCAAGGAUAUCGACCGCAACAAGCCAAAGAACAAAAUGUCCACACGUUCGAUGGUUGACAAGAAAGGCAGACCGAAGAUGCAGCUGAAAGGUCGUAUCUUCAUGCAGAACGUCACAGAUGUCGUCAAGGCAUCAAAGCCCGGCUCCUACACUUGUCAAAUCUUCUGGAAGGGUGAUCCAGGCAUCGAAAACUUUGUCGUUCGCUUCCCAACCGAAGACACCAUGAGCAAAUGGUACGCCAAGCUGCUAGAACAGAAGGCUGUUUGCAACGAUCUUGCAAGACGUAGCGACAGUACUACGGCUUCUCACAGGCCUUCUGGAGGUACCUCGACCACUGACUUCACCUACAUCCAACAGAAUCAGGAAGAUCUUGUGAAUCCUUACAAAGAGGCCGACGAAGAGGAUGAAGAGGACACAGUCGUCCCGCCAUCGCCAUUCCCUCCAUACGCUCCGCACUCCUCUUUUGAAUCUUCUACCAUGAGUAGCAGAAAUGCAUCGAUGACCAGUCUGCGCUCAAGAUCUACGACCGGCGAGAGUGGUCCUCCGUUGAGUCUGGGAGGUCGUAUGCCUCCACCACGACUCCCAGCCAACGCAGCUGAUGGUCGUCAUCCUUCAUUGAGUCUGAGAACCCAGCAGUUGCCUUACGCACAAUCACCCUCGAUGGAAAAAGACUCGUACUUCUCGCCUGUCGAGACGCCGCUGCCUUCGCAGAGAACCAGUGGUUCGUCGAGCAUGUCGUACUUCCCGACUCAAUUCCACGACAAUCAAACGCGCUACACUGCCCCAGCUAUGAGCCGUACUGCUUCGCGCGACAACAAUGCCGCUCCCUCGAAUUACGCGGCCAGCCAGCGCACUUCUGGUCCCAGACCUGGAUUGGUUGGCAUGCACAGUACUCAGCAGGUCCCACCUUCAAGAAACAGAUCUGCCAGCAGUCCCGAUAUCAACCACGUAUCGCGCAGGGCUGCCAAUGGAUCAAGACCGCCAGUGCCUGAUGUUCCUGUUCCGCCUUUCCCUGCUCAAUACUCUGUCAACAGUUCAGCUCCCAGAAGCCAGAGCAACUCACCUAGUCUGGCCUACCCUCCUGUGCAGUCGCCACAACAGCGCGAACGAUCAUCAACUCGCUCGAACGCAGAUGCACCAUAUCCUCAUGAUGGUCCACCUGCUCUCAGAGUUAAUCCUGGCUUGGCUUAUGUUGCAUCCUCCCGCGCCAACACGCCUACCUCAGGACCACCUGGCGGCUACGACUCUCCUAUAUCACCUCCUCUGUCCUCUAGCUCCGAAUUUGGUCUGUCACAGCUCAAGAUCAAAGUGCACGCCUCGAGUACUGUCUUGACCCUUGUCGUGCCUUUGAACAUCUCGUACCAUUCACUGAGAGAUCGCAUUGACGCCAAGCUGUCUCGCAGCACCAAUAUCAGUCUGAGUGAUCGCUCACCAAACCAAGUCAAGCUGAAGUACCUUGACGAGGAUGACUAUGUCAGCAUUCAGAGCGAUGAAGAUGUACAGUCAGCCUUCGAAACUUGGCGUGAACAGCGUGGCGAGACUGUCGGAGGUAUGGGAGAGAUCGAGCUCUUCUGCCAAUAA